Dermochelys coriacea (leatherback sea turtle) is the source of this 1183-nucleotide messenger RNA. Its product is annotated as alpha-tectorin-like. The record is from RefSeq and is a predicted model, not a curated record. NCBI's taxonomy places the organism in Eukaryota, Metazoa, Chordata, Testudines, Dermochelyidae. The coding region runs from base 494 to 1183 and encodes 229 amino acids. The transcript is spliced from 2 exons.
UGGUCAAGUGCAGGUAAGAGCAUUUCACAGAUUUGAAGAAAUUGAUCUCUUCUGUGCUGAACGGAUUUAAGGGAGGAAAUGUAGGUCCAGGAAAAUCAUAACUGGGAGAAGCCUUAAAUAUGCUCCUCUUCCAUGUAUGUGGGUGACAAGAACUGCUACUAAGGUAAGCCAGUGCUUCAGUCUUGCUCUAAAUUUUGUCAGGUUGUCUUCAAAACCCUCAUUCAUUAAUGACCUGGAUGAACAAACUGCCAAGCUGGCUAUAGUUCUGGUUUGCAAAGGGGAUGGAAUAUAGAGCAGGGCAGAAAAACAAAUACCCGAAACAUACAGAACGAUCCUAGGAUAUAGACAAUAAAAGUGAUGAAGCUAGAAAAAGCUAGAAAUCCGGGCUGCCUGUUGGCAUGACAAUGAAUGCACCAGGCUUGGGGAGAGGGGAUUAAUGCACACACUUGUCUUGCUUUCCCCCUAGGUGAAUGGAUCCCUGGUCAAUCUGCCCAUGGUCCUUGCAUCAGGUAAACUCUAUGCCUAUUUCAGCGGCUCGUCUGCUGUGCUCCAGACCGACUUUGGCCUCUCUGUGUCCUACGACUGGUCCCACUCUGUGUUGGUUUCUGUUUCUGAGAUCUACUUCGGGUCACUGUGUGGACUCGGUGGGGAUUUCAAUGGGAACCAGAGUGAUGAUUUCCGGACCCCAAAUGGUUCUGUGGUCCAUGACGCUGUCACCUUUGGCAAUAGCUGGAAGGCUGCUGAUUCCCCUUUUCAUUGCACGGCCGUUGGGCUCCCAGCCCAAUGUAACGAAGCAGAAGUAGCCCAGUACAGAUCUCAGAACUACUGUGGGAUCAUCGCAGACACUGCUGGACCUUUUAAAGAGUGUAACCAGCUGGUUGAUGCUCAGAUCCAUUUGGAGAACUGCUUGAGGGAUGUGUGUGUGACUCAGGGCAGCCGCGAGACCCUGUGUGAAGUGCUUCGCAGUUAUGCCCAGCAGUGCCAAAGUCGUGGCAUUGCCAUUGAGCCAUGGAGACAGUGGGCUGGAUGCGGGGUGCCACCAAACCUCUGCUCUGCGACACGCCAAACAGAUGAUUUGCGGCCAGGUGGGAGGGUGGAGAGCAGCGAGCGGCAGGCAGGCGGGGGCCUAGAGGAGAGGGUGGAGCAGGGGUGGGAAGAGGUGAAGAAAGGGCAGGGCCUUUAG